Leptomonas pyrrhocoris is the source of this 1452-nucleotide messenger RNA. RefSeq lists its product as hypothetical. The transcript has a single exon. Bases 85 to 1452 code for a protein of 455 amino acids. The record is from RefSeq and is a predicted model, not a curated record. Gene Ontology annotation, molecular function: S-adenosylmethionine-dependent methyltransferase activity. Lineage: Eukaryota; Euglenozoa; Kinetoplastea; Trypanosomatida; Trypanosomatidae.
AGAACGGAGGAAAGCAAUCAAAAACCUUAUUAAAAAAAAAAACCCAACGGUAGUAAGGAAGAAUAGCACCCUAACGACUUCGCGAUGUCAGCAGCAGCCAGCGCAGCAGAAAACGCAAACUGCAACUCAGGUGCGGCUCCCCAGCGCUCCUCACCGGUGGCUGGAAAGUCCAGCGAGGCACCGGGUGAUAAACAUCAGGGCGUGCCACCGCCGCCGUACUCGAUGGACAGCGCCCUCGGCGGCCAUCCCAUGCCGCUCUACCAGCCACACGCGCCGGCACCGGGCGCGGUGAUCGAUCCCGACAUGAUUGAGGACCACAUCAGCUUCCUCCGCACCGUGCGCGCCUUUCACCACUACAAGCGCCAGGCCAUGGCGGCUCGCGAGAUGCGCCGUACUAACUUCCGCAAGCUGCAGGAUCAGCACCGCGAUCUCUUGUGCAUUGACUUAGACAAAAUCCUCGACAAGUAUCUGGAGUGCAUUGAGGUAAACAGCACCUUCUUCGACGCCAUCUGCGAAGCGAGCGAGGAGCUCUUCGACAGCUACUGGCCGGAGGGGACGACGGUGCGAAUGGAGGAAGUGCCCCCGCCGACUCCGCUCGACAUGGACAAGGUCUUCUCUACGCUGCGGCAGUUUGUCCGCGACUGGUCCGCCGAGGGGGUGGCGGAGCGAGACUGUGUGUACAAGCCGAUCCUCGACACGCUGGAGCGCUGCUUCCCGAGUCGCAGCGAGCGCGAAAACGUGCGGGUGCUGAUCCCCGGCGCGGGUCUGUGCCGCCUCUCCGUCGAGCUCGCCCUGCGCGGCUUUUUUGCCCAGGCGAAUGAGUUUAGCUACCACAUGCUUAUCGCCGGGCACUACAUCCAAAACCACGUGUUCGAGUCGUGCCAGCACCGCAUCUACCCCUACAGCGACAGCACGUGCAACUUGGUCAACCGCGCCGACCAGUUUGCCGAGGUGCAAAUACCCGACCUGUGCGCCUCUGAGGCGAUCGACGCACUGCGGGACGAGGGCCUCAGCUUUGGGCAGCUCUCCAUGGUGGCAGGCGACUUCACGGAGGUGUACGCGAAGCCGCAUCAGCAAAAGACAUGGUCAGUCGUUGCCACCUGCUUCUUCAUCGACACGGCACACAACAUUAUCGAGUAUCUCGAGAUCAUUUAUAACCUGCUCGUGCCUGGCGGCUAUUGGGUGAACGUAGGACCGCUGCUGUACCACUUCGCGGAUAGCGCGGAUGAUAUGUCGAUUGAGCUGUCACUAGGAGAGGUGCUGACGGUGGCGCAGCGUAUUGGAUUUGUGCUGAACGGGCCGCCGACGUUCAUUGAUACGACCUACACAAACAACCAGCGGAGCAUGAAGCAGCUGGUGUACCGCUGCGCCUUCUUUGUGUUGCAGCGUCCGCUGACGGACACACGUGAAAAGAACCACAAACAAGGGGGCACGGAGGUGAAGACGAUCUAA